Messenger RNA from Pelobates cultripes (western spadefoot toad), 23625 nucleotides. The record is from the annotation of a GenBank genome assembly. Lineage: Eukaryota; Metazoa; Chordata; Amphibia; Anura; Pelobatidae.
UGUGUACUCUGAGAGCCAUGCUGGUACACCUUAGGGAUAUUGUAUGCUGGGAGACAGGCAGCUCAGUGGAUUUAAACAAAGGCAUAAUAAUGAUCCCUGGAACUGCAGAAUACAUGUUUCUGCUGCUUUAACACGCGUCAAGGUAAAAAAGGAAAUACAUGUGACAUGAUGGUACAGAACCAUGUGAUAUAUGCUUCUGUCCCUGGUAGGAUGUUUUGUCAGCCUUAAGCACGGUAGAGCAUCAUGGGAGUUGUAGUUAAACAAUAUUUGGGGAGAACUGUCCUAGGGGCAAUAAUGGGUAACAUUUAGCACUAAAUCUCUCUUGAUGCCAGCCUAAUGAAAAUUAAAUUUUUCAAACGUCUUCUAAGCAGGUUUUAGUUAUCAAAAUUAAAUUGAAAUAGGUAUUUAGUGAAAAAAAAAAGCAUAAUCAACUUCUGUGAGUGGUAGACAGGUCCUGGCUUUGCAAAUAUAAAUGCAGCCGAAAUGGACUGCUAGAAAAAAAACAGGGAAUUGACAUGUGCAUUAUCAAUGUAAUUCUUAAGCUUAUGGAUAAUAAAUCAAAUUGUCUCACACUCCAAUGCCCGAAUCAAAUUUCCUGUUUAAAGGGAUACUGUAUGGACCAAAACAAUGUUAGCCGAAAGGAACACUCCAAUGCCCAAAUAAAAAAAAAAAAAUGAAAUACAAAUUGCUCUUUAGUAGAUAUAUCCCCAAUGGAAGCCUGUAUGCCUUUAAAGGACCACUCUAGGCACCCAGACCACUUCAGCUUAAAGGACCACUAUAGUGCCAGGAAAAAAUACUAGUUUUCCUGGCACUAUAGUGCCCUGAGUGUGCCCCCACCCUCAGGGUCCUCUUCCCGCCCGGCUCUGGGGAGAGAAAAGCGGUAAAACUUACCUUUUUUCCAGCGCCGGGUGGGGAGCUCUCCUCCCAUUCGGCUGAAAGCACACGCGCGGCAAGAGCUGCGCGCGCAUUCAGCCGGUCUCAUAGGAAAGCAUUCAUAAUGCUUUCCUAUGGACGUUUGCGUCUUCUCACUGUGAUUUUCACAGUGAGAAUCACGCAAGCGCCUCUAGCGGCUGUCAAUGAGACAGCCACUAGAGGAUUUGGAGGAUGGAUUAACCCAUUUAUAAACAUAGCAGUUUCUCUGAAACUGCUAUGUUUAUAAAAAAAAAAAAGGGUUAAUCCUAGAGGGACCUGGCACCCACACCACUUCAUUAAGCUGAAGUGGCCUGGGUGCCUAGAGUGGUCCUUUAAUGAAGUGGUCUGGGUGCCUGGUCCAGCUAGGGUUACCCAUUUUUUUUAUAAACAUGUUUAUAAAUGGGUUAAUCCAGCCCUCAAAGCCUCUAGUGGCUGUCUCACUGACAGCCGCUAGAGGCGCUUGCGUGCUUCUCACUGUGAUUUUCACAGUGAGAACACGCAAGCGUCCAUAGGAAAGCAUUCUAAAUGCUUUCCUAUGAGAGAAUGCGCGCGCAGCUCCUGCUGCGCAUGCGCAUUCAGCCCAGGAGGAGGAGAGCUCCCCGCCUGGCGCUGGAGAAAGUUAAGAUUUAACCCCUUUCCUCUCCCCAGAGCCCUGAGGAUGGGGGCACCCUCAGGGCACUAUAGUGCCAGGAAAAAGAGUAUGUUUUCCUGGCACUAUAGUGGUCCUUUAAUUAUGCAUUUUUCAUUGUGGAUAUAUCCAAGAACAGUUUGCAAAAGCUACAGAUCUUUUAACUGUAUCCUUUGCAAGUCCUUGCCUUCUAACCCAGCCCGCACUAUCUGUGGCUGUCCAAUUGCAGGCUUCAUAAUGCAGCUCAAUGAGAAGUUUUUACAAGGCAGGUGCUUUGCGCAAUUGCCCACCUCUUGAGUUUAGCUCCACUGAGUGGAACAUUCAGUAGCAGGACUGGUUGUUGUUUUGGUGUAUAGAUCAUGUCCCUGCAGUCUCACGGAUUCAUCCUCUGCUAUUUAGGAGUUACAUCAAUUGUGUUUAUGCUGCCCUAGCCCCACCUUCCCUGGCUUUGAGUAACACAGCUUUCAUGAAAAAAUGCUUGCAGAUCUUUCUUACUUUAGAUGUUUUUAUUUCCUGCGCUACUAAUCAAACUUGAAUCACACACAUGAGACACUAGCAGGCUAUUAAAGGGACACUAUAGUCACCUGAACAACUUUAGCUUAAUGAAGCAGUUUUGGUGUAUAGAACAUGCCCCUGCAGCCUCACUGCUCAAUCCUCUGCCAUUUACGAGUUAAAUCCCUUUGUUUAUGAAUCCUAGUCACACCUCCCUGCAUGUGACUUGCACAGCCUUCCAUAAACACUUCCUGUAAAGAGAGCCCUAUUUAGGCUUAUUUAUUGCAAGUUCUGUUUAAUUAAGAUUUUCUUAUCCCCUGCUAUGUUAAUAGCUUGCUAGACAUUUCAAGAGCCUCCUGUACGUGAUUAAAGUUCAGUUUAGAGACUGAGAUACAAUUAUUUAACCCCUUAACCCCUUAAGGACGGAGCCAAAUGUACACAUUGUGAACAAAACAAAAUGUAAACAAAACCUGGCAUUUGCGCUACAUGUCUGUCCAACCGUAAUACACCUCUUUCAUAGUAAAUGCACCCACCCUUAUUAUAUAUCAUUUUAUUCAGGGGAAACAGGGCUUUCAUUUAAUAUCAAAUAUUUAGCUAUGAAACAUAAUUUAAUAUGAAAAAAAUGGGAGAAAAUACGAUUUUUUUGAUUUUUUUAGUUCUACAUGACAUUUUAAAGGUCAGUGUCAUAAUACUGUUUGCUUUUACUGCAAUAAAAUACACAUAUUUGUAUUCAGUAAAGUCUCACGUGUAAGACAGUACCCCCUAUGUACAGGUUUUAUGGCGUUUUGGGAAGUUACAGGGUCAAAUAUAGCACGUUACAUUUGAAAUUGAAAUUCGCCAGAUUGGUUACGUUGCCUUUGAGACUGUAUAGUAGCCCGGGAAUGAAAUUUACACCCAUAAUGGCAUACCAUUUGCAAUAGUAGACAACCCAAGGUAUUGCAAAUGGGGUAUGUCCAGUCUUUUUUAGUAGCCAUUUGGUCACAAACACUGGCCAAAGUUAGCGUUAGUAUUUGUUUGUGUGUGAAAAAUGCAAAAAACGCCAAUUUUGGCCAGUGUUUGUGACUAAGUGGCUACUAAAAAGACUGGACAUACCCUGUUUGCAAUACCUUUGGUUGUCUACUAUUGCAAAUGGUAUGCCAUCAUAGGGGUAAUUUUCAUUCUUGGGCUACCAUAGGGUCUCAAAGGCAACGUAACCAAUCUGGCGAAUAAUUUAAUGUGAAAAAAAUGAAACGCAAGCCUUAUAUUUGACGCUGUAACUUUUGAAAACACCAUAAAACCUGUACAUGAGGGGUACUGUUGUACUCGGGAGACUUCGCUGAACACAAAUAUUUGUGUUUCAAAACAGUAAAAAGUAUCACAGCAAUAAUAUUGUCCGUGUAAUGCUGUUUGUGCGUGAAAAAUGCAAAAAACGUCACUUUUACUGGCGAUAUCAUCGCUGUAAUACAUUUUACUGUUUUGAAACACUAAUAUUUGUGUUCAGCGAAGUCUCCCGAGUAGAACAGUACCCCCCAUGUACAGGUUUUAUGGUGUCUUGGAAAGUUAUAGGGUUAAAUAUAGUGCUAGCAAAUUAAAUUCCCUUUACUUUCGGCAUGGGUUGUCAGGCAGGUCCUGCUAAUUGUAAUUAAUUAAGAUACCUAAUUAUGUAAAAAUAUUACAUAAAUAUAUAUGUAGAAUUAAUAUAUGUAUAUAUAUACGUAUGUGUAUAUAUAUGUAUAUAUCUAUAUAAUUUUUUUAAAAUAUUUUUAUUUAUAUAUAGGUAUAUAUAUAGUGAUAUAUACGUAUAUAUUUAUGUAUAUAGAUAUAUAUAUUAUUUCGUUCUACGUGUAUUUUGAUAUAUAUAUAUAUAUAUAUAAUUUCACAAUACAGUUAGAACGAAAUAACACACAUCUAUAUAUUUUUUAAUUAUUUAUUUUUAAUUAUUUUUUUUUUAUUUUUUUAACGUAUUUACAUUUUUAUUUUUUAUAUUUAUAUAUAAAAUAUAUAUAUAACAAUAAUUAUAUAUAUAUUUAAUCAGUAUCAGUCUACGUGUAAUUUGAUAUUAAUAUAUAUAUAUAUUAUUAGUAAAAUACACCUAGACGGUGUAUGUGUGUGUAUAUAUAUAUAUUAGAUCAUAUAUAUAUAAUAUAUAUAUAUGAUCUAAGUAUAUAUAAUAUUUUUUUUUACACCAUUAACUUAUUUUUACUUUUAUUUUCAGCCAGCAGGGGGACCACCUGUCAUUACAGGCAGCCCCCCUGCCGGCAAUACAGAAGCCAGCUAUCCCCGGCCAUGUGAUUGUGGGGUCCUCGCUAGGACCCCACUCUCACAUGGCCGGGGGGCUUCAACGAGGACGGAUGUGCCGCGGGGGGCUCCCUGGGAGUCCCCCCAACCGGUAAGUUGGAAACUCCGGAGGGCGCAUAAUUACGCCCGGCGGCGAGAGCCGCUUCUAUUAGAGGGCGUUAAUUGUAUCGCCCGUUUUAGGUUAAGGACUGGACUGUUUUAUGAUGUUGUACAUUUGGCGACCAGGAAUAUUUUUACACUUUUGUGGUGUGUUUGUGUUUGGCUGUAAUUUUCGCUUUCAUUUACUGUUCCCAUACAAAUUAUAUAUUGUUUUUCAGGACAAAAGGGGCUUUCUUUACAUACCAUUAUUUAUAUAAUCUCAUGUAUUUUAAUUUAAAAAAUAAAAAAUCUGAUGAAAAAUUGAAAAAAAUACAUGUUUUUUGACUUUUACUUGAAAAAUCUUUUACUCAUCUACAAAAGCGAAUGAAAAAAACUGCUAAAUAGAUUCAAAAUUUUGUCCUGGGUUUAAAAAUACCUAGUGUUUACGUGCUUUUUUGCUUUUUUUUGCAUGUUAUAGGGCUAUAGGUACAAGUAGGAUAUUGCGGUUUCAAAACAUACAUUUUUAAAAUUUAUCAAUAGUGACAUUGUAACACUAUUAUCUGUCAUAAAUUUCUGAAUAACACCCCACAUGUACAUAUUUUUUUUAAAGUAGACAGCCCAGGGUAUUCAAUAUGGGGUAUGUCCAGUCUUUUUUAGUAGCCACUUAGUCGAAAACACUGGCCAAAGUAAGCAUUCAUAUUUGUUUGUGUGUGAAAAAAGUAAAAAAACUAAAUUGAACGCUAAUUUUGGCCAGUGUUUGUGACCAAGUAGUUACUAAAAAAGACUGGACAUACCCCAUUUGCAAUACCUUGGGUUGUCUUCUUUUGCAAAUGGUAUGCCAUCAUGGGGUAAUUCUCAUUCCUGGGCUACCAUACGCUCUCAAAGGCAACGUAACCAACCUGGCCAUUUUCAAUGUAAAAAUAUUUGACCCAUAUAUUUGACCUUGUAACUUUCAAAAAUGCUAUAAAACCUGUACAUGGGGGGUACUGUUUUACUCGGGAGACAUCGCUGAACACAAAUAUUAGUGUUUAAAAACUGGAAAACGUAUCACAACAAUUAUAUCAUCAGUAAAAGUGCUGUUUGUGUGUGAAAAAUGCAAAAAAAGUAACUUUCACUGACAAUAUCAUCGCUGUGAUAUGUUUUACUGUUGUGAAUCACUAAUAUUUGUGUUCAGCGAAGUCUCCCGAGUAAAACAGUACCCCCCAUGUACAGGUUUUAGGGUGUCGUAGAACGUUACAGGGUAAAAUACAGUGCUAGCAAAUUCAAUUCUCUGGAAUUUCGGCCUGGGUUGGCAGGCAGGUCCCUCAAAUUGCAAUCAAUAAAAUUACUGAAUUAUGUAAAAAUAUUACAUAAAUACGCACGUAGAAUUUAAAUAUAUAUGCAUAUUUAUAUAUUUGAAGUCUACAUGUAUAUUUAUAUAAUUAUUUAUGUAAUUUUGUAUAUGGACGUAUGUAUAUUUCUUAUUAUUUUUAUUUAUUUUUAUAUACAUAGAUAUAUAUACAAAUUCAUUCUAAGUGUAUUUUGAUAUAAAUAUAUAUAUAUUAUUUUAAAAUACAGUUAGAAUAAAAUUUCAUAUAGAUAUAUAAUUUUUUUUUAAUUUUUAUUAUUAUUUAAAAAAAAUUUUAUUUAAUUUAAAUUACUUAUUAUUUAUAUUUUAUAAUAAUAUAUAUAUACAAUAUAUAUAGUUAUUAUAUAUAUUAUAUAUAUACGUGUGUAAUUUAAUUAUAAGUGUAUUUUUAUAUUAAUAUAAGUACAUAUUAAUAUAAAAUACACUUAGUAUGACAUUAUAUAUAUGAUAUAUAGACAUAUAUUAUAUAGAUAUAAUAUAUGUCUAUAUAUCAUAUAUACACAUAUAUAAUUAUUAUUAUUUUUUUUAAUUAACACUAACUUUAUUUUUUUUCUGAUUUUACACAAGCAGGGAGACUGCCUGUCAGCACAGACAGUCCCCCUGCAGGCAGACACAUGGACACCUAUUGUGACCAUGUGAUCGCUGUGUUAAGCGAUCACAUGGCCACAGGGGUCCUAAUCUGCCGUGGGGAGACUGCCUGGGCUGCAGGCAGUCUCCCCAGAAACCGGAGGAACACUGAUCGCCGCCGGGGGAACGACGGCGAUCAGGUAAGUACCCCCAGACCGUUAGGACGGUUCAGGACCGUCAUCGGUCGGCAAGGCAAAAAUGCCGAUGACGGUCCUGAACCGUCCUCGGUCCUUAAGGGGUUAAGGUAAAUUACAUCUGCUUGAAAGUGAAACCAGUUUUUUUUCAUGCAGGCUCUGUCAAUCAUAGCCAGGGGAGGUGUGGCUAGGGCUGCAUAAACAGAAACAAAGUGAUUUAACUCCUAGAUGACAGUGAAUUGAGCAGUGAAAUUGCAGGGAAAUGAUCUAUACUCUAAAACUGCUUUAUUUAGCUAAAGUAAUUUAGGUGACUAUAGUGUUCCUUUAACAGAGCAGGAAAUAAGAAAUUCUACACUAAACAGAUUGUAAAUUUAAAGGAAGUGUUAGCAUUACAUCUCUCUUUACAGGAAUUGUGUGGAGAGACUAUGUAGAUCACAUGCAGGGGAGGUGUGACUAUGGCUGCAUAAACAAUUGAUUUAAAGGGACACUCCAGUCUGGCACUGCAGGUACCCUCGCCCUCCCACCACCCAUCCCAUGUUGCUGAAGGGGUGAAAACCCCUUCAGUGACUUACCUGAGACCCCGCUGAUGUCCCUCGGCGGUGGUUUCGCGUCCGCCCACGCUCCUCCCUAGCCAACAUCAUCCGGCGGAUGAGACCGAACGCGCAUGCGCAGCCGCCGGCUGGGGAGACCUAAUGCACAUGCGCAAUGCUUUCAUAUGGGGAAUUGAGCAACGCUGGAGAAAACCUGUGCUAGAAACCAGGAAGUGCCCUCUAGUGGCUGUCUAGUAGACAGCCACUAGAGGAGGAGUUAACCCUGCAAUGUAAUUAUUGCAGUUUAUGAAAACUGCAAUAUUUACAGCUGCAGGGUUAAGGGUAGUGGGAGUUGGCACCCAGACCACUCCAAUGGGCAGAAGUGGUCUGGUGCCUGGAGUGUCCCUUUAACUCCUAAAUAGCAGUGAAUAGAGCAAUGAGAUUACAGGGGCAUGAUGUAUAUACCAAAACUGCUUCAUUACGCUAAAGUUGUUUUGGUGCCUAUAGUAUCCCUUUAAUGUUUCUCUGUGUCCUAAAAUAGUACAUUGUCCUAAAAUUACCUUGCGUGAAACUCGCAAUGAUAAUGUUAAGCUCUUUUAAAAUAUAAUAAUAUUAUCCUGGAGCUGAGAACCACCUGAAUUCAAUAAUUAAAUCGGUAGAAACUGAUUGUUUAACUGGGAUUUUUCCUAGUUAUAACAUUAUAAAGGUUGUGCAGAAUAUAUAAACAUAAAUUCAGUGUGUAAAACAUGUGCGUAGAACAUCAUUUCCAGCAGUUGUGUUUGAAAUUAGUAUUUCUUUUCAUAUUUUACAUUUUUAUAUUUUUCUUUUUCAGAUCUCAUCUCAUUGAUUGUCAGCAUGGGUGUUCAGGGACUUACAAGCUUUUUAGGGUCUAACAUACAUCUGUUAACUGAUCUGAAGUUGAGAAGCACUAAACUAGUUAUCGACGGUAAUAAUCUUUACCACAAAUUGUACUUAGAUUCUGGCUUGGAACAAGUACAUGGUGGUAAUUAUGAUUCCUUCACUAAUCUUAUAUACAAAUUCUUUGAAAGUUUGUCGAGGUGUGAAAUUAAUGCGUAUGUUGUGUUUGAUGGUGGAUGUGACAUAUCGGACAAAAAGCUUGAGACACAAAAGCAACGGAUGAAGGAGAGGAUCAGAAAGGCUCAAAGUCUCUCUAAAGGGGAAAGUGGCCAGGUACUGCCCCUGAUGGUGAGGGAUGUUUUCAUAAAGGUCUUGACAAAGCUGCAAGUGAACUUUGUUCAGUGUUUCUCUGAAGCUGACCAAGAUAUAGCAGCAUUGGCCAAUGUGUUGGAUUGUCCUGUACUGACCUUAGAUAGUGAUUUCUGUAUUUUUGACUUGAAUGCUGGUUACUGCCCAUUUUCUUACUUUCAGUGGAGGAAUAUCAACCCUUCGACCAGUGAAAAUGAUUCUUAUAUACCAGCAAAAUGUUUCUCAGCGAAGUAUUUUUGUAAUUACUUUAAUAUAAACAUGUCUUUGCUUCCUCUUUUUGCUACGCUAGCUGGGAAUGAUUACAUGAAUACCACAGCUUUGGAGAAGAUUUUUAGCAAAAUACAUUCAUGUAUAGGCAGCCGGAAAUAUAGUGGGAAAAAACAUGGACACAUUCAUUAUCUGUUAGACUGGCUGCCUGCUUUUGCCAGUGCAGAGGAAGCUAUAAUUUAUGUGAUGAAUAAGCUUCGGGAACAGGAUCGUGAUGCAGUCCGUGAAUUCCUGACAUUAGCCAUGGCAGAUUAUGAUUUGCAUGAUGUCCAAAACCUCGCAUGUUUUUUCAACAAAGGUUCUUAUUUCUCCUCAACCGCAAUCAAGCUGAACUUGCCAGAUUGGGUUCAAAUUGCCUUAGCAAAAGGACUGCUGGCACCGAUGAUUAGUGAUGUUCUACUGCUUAGGAGGACAUUUCUUCAUGUUCAAGUUGAAGAUAUGAGGCGGGCAUCUGCUCACAUGAUAACACAACCAAUCCGCCAGGUUAUGUAUGGGCUGAUUUUGAACUUCUACCAUGAUAGCAUAGCCAGUCAUGAAACACAGCAGUCUGGAAAAUUCUACAUAGAGGAGUUUGAUAGGCUAGAAAACCAUUUGAGGAAAACAAGUGUUGAAGCAAUUAUCAUGUCAAGAGAAUUUAGUGAAGAUCUCUCAUUGCAGAAACUACCAGAGGUAAGCCAACAGUGGAGCCAUUAUUAUAUACAUGCUGUAAAGGGAUAUGCAAGAUAGGGCCAAUAUUUUAUGACCUUGUCUUCUUCCUCCUGUACCUAUCCUCUUCUUUUGUAUUGUAUUCUUGUCUAUUCUUUACCUCUCCUAGACUUUGCCUCUGUUUCUUCUCUUAGAAUUUCCUAGGACAGGCAUAGACAACCUUUGGCACUGUGGAUGUCUUGGACUACAUCUUCCAUGAUGCUUUGCCAGCAUUAUGGGUGUAAGAGCAUUAUGGGGAUGUAGACCACAACAUCUGGAGUGCCAAAGGUUGCCUAUCCCUGUCCUAGCAUAAAGAAGCAGGAUUUGUAUUGUUUAUGCACUAAUGCAAUAACAGAUAGUAUGACAUGCUUCUUUUGCCUUAGAAUUAGGUGGUUUGUGAAGCUUUUAUAUGUUAUAAGGUUCCCCCAGCAUUUUAGAACGCUUCAUUAAGGUAACAUUAAAAUGAGUAUUCGACUGUUGGGGUUGAAAGAGACACUAUAGGCACCUAAACCACUUCAUCUCGUUGAAGUGGUCUGGGUGCAGUGUCUGUCCCCAUAGACUUGCAACUGCAAACAUUGCAGUUUUAGAGAAAUUUCAAUACUUAUAUUGCAGGGUUAGACUGCCUACCAGGACUUCCUGCUGUUUCACAGAGUUUGACUCCAUGAAAUGAUGUCCUCACGCUUUUCAUGAGGACAAUUACAUGAUUUUGCUAUUACAUGACGAAAAGUCAUGAUUUUAUUAAAUACACGGAGGCGAGUAUUGCAUACCCCUUUCUUUACUGUCCACCAAUAGCAGCAAAGAAUACAAACAGAAUGAAAAAUAAUGAACAUACAGUAACAUAGGCCCCUCCCCGCUCAGGUCCCAGUAUAAUAGGCAGCACUUCCCUUCCAUUUCCCUCUUUCUGAAGAUGCGACCAAGGUAAAAAAUGUCCAAACCAGGAAUUGUGAGAAAAAGGUCCCCAGGUUACAACUUAUAACUGAAGAGGGUAGAACAUCAACAACUGGGAAGCUUGACCAUAGGAUUCAUAGGACCACCGGAUAACAGCGGGGGGAGUCCUCCUAAGCUGGAUGACUGCUUGCCUUCUUGUCGAAUUAAGCUGUGAAAACAUAAAGUAACAGGAGCCGACAGGUUAAAAUCGAUACUUGCAACUAGUUUCAAGGUUAAACGGGUGAGAAAUAACCCACAUAUGCACAGUCCCACAAAAAGAGUGAUUUACCAUUACGUUACAUAAACCUCAUUCUCGCAGUAUGGCCCCACUUACCAUACAAAAACCAUUCGAUGUGGUGUAUUGUAGUGUGUAUUAACCUGGGAGGGAAAAAUUAUUAUAACUGUGUAAGAAUAAGAAGGGUGUGACAAUACUCGCCUCCGUGUCUUUAAUAAAAUCAUGACUUUUCGUCAUGUAAUAGCAAAAUCAUGUAAUUUUUUAACAAGGCUCAUAUUGCAAGUUUAAAGCUGAUCCAUUACCACAGAGAAUGUAUGUGGGGCCGGGCGAAAGUAAAACUCCCGGAAUGUAGACUCCCUUGACCAGUCGGCCGUCCUCAUAAUGUCCUCCAGGCGCGCACCUGCAGUCAUCAUCGAAGAGGCUGAGGUCCCCCCCGGACUGAAUGGGCGCCAAAGACCGUGGUAUCAAUACCUGCCUGGGACAACAGCCAUUUCACCCAUCGUGACAAGGUUGUGCUAGAAACCGGGUGGAAAAGGGGGCGAAAUGAUAAGAAUAACUGUGGAGAGGUGGCGGAGCGAUGGGAGUUGGUGCGAGUUUUGUGUUCGCGUAGGCAAGCCACUGGACACAGUGACGGAGAGGUAGGGAAACUAGGGUAGGAUACCGAUUUGAUAGAAGUCUUAGUCCGCCGGCUGAAUGUGACCCCGGCAUGACCUGGAUAUAUGACCUGGCAUCGAAAUCCAGGGCUCUGACGUCCGAGACCCUCUUGCAUGAGACGAGGCAGAGCAGGCAAACCAAUUUGGCAGAUAGCUGUUUUAGGGAGAGCCCUGAGUUAGAGGGCCAGGAUAAGAAGAAAGCCAACACAAUGGAGACGUCCCAGGUCGUGGAAUAGCGAGGCCUGGGUGGUCGUGAGAAUCGAGAACCCUUGAGGAGUCGGCACACUAAGGGGUGCUGUCCCGCGGGGCAUCCAUCGAAGCCUUGGUGAAUCGCCGAGAUGGCAGACCGGUAAAGGUUGAUAGUCCUGUAAGCCUUUCCAGCCUCGAAGAGGGACGUCGGAAAUUGCAGGAUCACUGUUACAGAGGCCGAAAGGGGAUCCGCGUUCCAGCCAUGCACCAGCCAGCCCAUGCUCGCCAAGCUGACCCAUAUGCCCGUCUGGGAAUCUGAGGAACUUCUUGAAGCGUUGAGUACCCUAUGUUACCCUGAACACUGGAGUUGCUAUGAGGGUCAGAUCUGUUUAUUGCACAAUACCAAAACACAUUGGGAUCUAUUGCAAUAAAGGUAACCCACAAACUUGACUCUGCAUUAACUCUUUCUCCAUUCCUUGUGGUUUUCAGCUUUCAGACAUAUAGAUUAUCUGCUGUUUUAUGUGGUUUGGAUUUGUUACUUUACAAAGUGUAGUCUCAAUAUACCAUCUAAAUAGGGUCAGAUAUUCUUCAUCACAGAUUACAUGGAUUCAUGUUAAACAGUUUUGUCCCUCUGGUCUAGAGAGCUAAAUGUUUUUCAGAAACCACUGUGCAGAACUGAGCAGUGCUUUAACCCCUUAAGGACCAAACUUCUGGAAUAAAAGGGAAUCAUGACAUGUCACACGUCAUGUGUCCUUAAGGGGUUAAUAGAAGUACAUCUACUGCUCACCACAUAUUCAUCAUUGGAAGGGGGAGAUUAAGAGCUUUUACAACAGUAUGCAUCUGACAUUCACUUGUGCUGGUGCUUUUUUUCUUUUGGAGUGAAUGCAAAUAUAAUGUUAAUCAUUUCUUCUUAGGUCUCUUUGGAAACUCGUUUAUCGAUGUUUGUGGUCACCUUUGGUGUGAAGAUGAGCACACUAGAAUCUGUGCCCCCUGCUCAUCGCCUUACAAUUGCCACCACCUGUUACUGGGUUGCUAAUUCCAGUUCCAAAGUGAGGCAGCACCACUUGAAGGCACUAGUAAUGGGACUUGUAUAUGGAGAGGCAUGUGAAAUGAUGACUAAACCAGGUUUGUAUGCAAAACCAAAUUUAAGCAAUGCUAAGCUCUUACGAUUUCAUAGAAAUGUUUCUCUUCUUGUAACUGGCCCAAAGUAGAACUGUUAACAAAAUGAAUUUUGGAGAGAAGGCUAAUUAUUCAGAAGCAUAUGGGGAAUUUUGUCCUAUAACAUUAUUUUAAACAAUAAGGAUUACAGGGUAUUCACAAAGAAAUAGAGUGGUGCAAAACUCUUGAUACAUGUAUCCGGCCUAGAGAUUGGACUACACUGCGACAAAUGAAAAUGCAUCAACAUGAAAAGUAAAUUUUAGCUUGCCAGCAAUAUGAUUAAAGUGGUGAGUGAUUCUUAGUAAAUCCAGCAAAAUGUUUACAGUGAUUGAUUUUCAGUAAACCUUAAAGGACCUAUUAUCAGCAACAGGUAUGGAUAAUACUAAUUCAGCUAAGGUGAAUAUUUAAAUUCCAUAAGCACUUCCUACUAACAUAAUCAGCAGCAACUAUACAGACUUAGAGAUCAUACUUACAUACCUACCUAGGACUUGGAACUUGGUCACACCAGUUGUAUGCAUGGAGCAUAAGUUGAUAUGGUGCGUGCAGUAUCCCUGUAACGGGUUAAUUCAAGCAUUUUAACCAGUACAGUUACCACUAUAACUACUACCGCUGUUGUGUUUAUGAAGCUAGGAGUACCCUGACACGUGGUAAAGAGGCAAACCAUUUAGCAACGAUUUACCUCUUACCCUGUUUAGCUCUAAAACAGUAUUUAAAACAUCCUGAUUUUACAGAACUGCAGAAGUCGAAUGCCAUUUAUUGGCCAGCACUAUACAUGGAACGUUACACAGAAUUGACAUUAGCCAUCCAGGAACUCUUGUUCCUUAAUGAUGCUGCUAGAGGUGGAGUUACACCUCUGGAAGUAAAGAGGUUAAUCUCUGUGCAGCUUUUCAUAGCAAAACCUUGCACAUACAGACACUAGCAAACAUGACCACUUCAAAUCACUGAAGUGGUCAUGGUGUUUAGAGAAGCCCUUUAAAGUGAAAUAACAUUCUUUUGCUUUAUAGAGUUACUCCAACAAAAAAACAUGAUGUGCUUGUUGAUGACGGUUGCCUUUAAUACACAGAUUUAGCAUUCUGGGUUGCUUAUGACUCGACAAGAGGUAUCAAAUCACUGAAGUGGUCAUGGUGCUUGGUGUAAACUUUCAAUAUCCUUUCAGUUCAGUUUUGUCUUUCACUACGGUGUCUGGUUAUUUCAUGAACUACAAUAUACUGAUUAGUACAAUAACAGAUUUGCAAUACAUCGGAAUCUUCUAAUUAUUUUUGUUUCUAAUUCAGAGUUGCAUGGUGAGGACAUACGACUAGUGUAUGAGAAAUUGAGAAACCUCAAGAAAGGACAACAAUGUGGACGACGUCGUCAUGGACAUGAAGCUGGUCCCAAUGUAGAAGAUCUUCAUAUAUUCUGCCAGUGGCAAUGCUGCUUCCAGACCGGCCUGCAUUUUAAUCAACUCCUGUGUACACCACUGCAAGAACCUGAUAUAACCAGGUGUGGGAAAAUGCUUUUUAUGUUAUUUGUAUUAUUAACUUAAUUACGCUUAUGGUCUUAUAAUAUCCAUUGUCUUGCUUUGUGGUGAACUCUGACAAUAACCAAAUUUGGAUAAUUUGAUUAAAGGAACAAUCUAGAAAUAACCAUUUUUAAAAUGUAUUAUAUGUAAAGGUCAUUCAGCAUUACACAAAAUCAACCAUUCUAAAAUAGUGAGAUUAAAAAAAAGAUACAUUUAAAGUUCAUGACUUUUGCAAGAAAUCUUCAGGUUUCGGAUCAUUACCUUUCUAGUAACUUAAACCAGGGAUACCGAGAAUGGAGAUCCUACGCUUUUCAUAUAACUAUGGUUGUCGUAUAGUUGGUACUACUAUCAAUUGAAGGUUGCAAUUACCAAAAAUAAACUCACUUAAUGUCAUAAGGACUCUGUAUAAAUAAUGAUUAUAAAUGACCGUUCAAAGCGACCAUAGGGGCACAUUGACCACUUUACUGAUUUGAAGUGGUCACGCUGACUGGAGUCUGUAUGUGCAGUUCCUGCUAUCAAAAUCUGUAUGUGCAGCGUUAGUGUCUGACAGCAUCAUUGGGCGAUAUUAGCCAGCCCGGAGCUAGAGUUCAAGGCUGACGUUGGCCAGUUUUGUGCAUAAUUUUAGGCACAUAAUGCCAUUCAUUUGCUGAGAGCACCCAGCUUAUGCUCUUGGGCAAUAAAUUAAACUGUUGUUAUUCCUGCCUCAAGGAGGCCCAGUGGGGAUCCAGGUAUCACGGAAAACCAUCAUAGAAUAGUUUGCCCCAUUACCAAAGAAUAUGACCAGGCUACUUCUACCAUCAUAACACUACAGCGAGCUGGCUAUAAGGCUUAUAAUGCUUGGAGUAACUGUUAUACAUUUUUUAAAAUGCUUUAAAAACCUAUUUUUUCCAAACUGUGGGAUUGUGAUAGAAAUACUGUUGUUAAAGUAUAUACCUAAUCCUCUUCCGAUUUCCUGCAAUUAAUCAAUAAUGAAUCAUGUGAUGUUGGCAUAGAAUACCUGUGCUACUUAAUGCAUUCAAAGAUAGAUUAUCUACUAAAUGUAUUUGUUGUAUAUUAUAGUUUGUAGACGCUAAGGUACUAGAAUUGUUAAUUGGAUGGCAUUGUAAGAGGAAACACCACCUGUUUUGUUUAAGUUCAUUUCUUCUUUAUUCGCCUUAAUAAACAUUUAUGAAGCGUGUGGCGAUGGUAAGUACAAGGAUGAUACUUCUGUAAUAACAUUAUACAGUGUUAAGUGGCAGCAUCAUCUUCUUAUGUGUUUGAAGCCAUGGGGCACAUACAAUGCUUUGCACACUAUUUAAAACUGGCAAGCAUUUAAAUAAGGAUAAAUCUAAUUCUCUCGUGAAACAUGACUUAUUGUUGCUACGAUGGCCCAGAAACACUUCUGAUCCACCCAGUUGUUGGUUUGAUUUUCAUUUAUAUCGUUUUGCAUUUUAUAACUGUUUGGUUUACAAAGUAUUUCAUCCUAAUUCCAAUCUGUGUUUUUCUUGAUCAGGAUCUACAAUGGACCUCUUGUUCACCAACUGUGCCAUAAACUGAAAACAUUAUCUUCAACAGAAGACCUGUUUAAUUCUUCCCCUAUACUGGACAAACUGUACCGCAGCUUGAUACAAGCUGCUAUGUCGUCUUUACCUCCAGAUCAUUUUCAGAGCAAAUCUAAAUCAAAGUCAGGCAAACCUAAGAAGGCAAAAACAGCAGGCAAACCUGCAGAGAAUACCAGUGGAAGAACACAAACAGGCAGCCAGUCCAAUAUUAAUGUUGGCAAUAGAUUUGCAAGUUUGUAUGUGGAUGAGUUAGCUUAACUUUAACUGGACAGUGAUGGAGCUGUCUACAGUAAUGUGCAGAUACUUGCUUUUUCAGUGUUGACUGCAUUGAUCAUUAGAAAGGCUAAUUAAUGUAAUUUUUAUUCUAAAGACAACAUAUUCUGUAGUCCCAUAUAUCACUAACUGAGAUGUCCCAUUAUAGACAUUCACAAUUAAAUUUCCAUAAUUGUUUCCCAGCAAUUAGACACCCAAAAUUCAAUGAAUCACUCUACCUGAGAUCAAUUAUAAUUUAUUGUCAGACAUUAAUACAAGCAGAUUUCUGUUUUAGCAUACACAAAUAGAAGCCAUGCACUUAAGUGCCCACUAUUGUUAGCAUAGGAAUCCUUAAGAAGUUUCCCUUGCUUUGUUUAUAUAUUUUCAAUAAAGAGAUGUUAGUCCGUUUUAUCGGAUACUGUCCAUAUCUAUCGGCCCAAACCAUCACCUUCCACCAUGCUUAAAUGAGAUGGAGAGCUAUGGAUAAUGUAUAGGUCCUUUAUUUUUCAUACCCUCCCUUCCUUAAAGGAUCACUAUAGUGUCAGGAAAACAAAUCGGUUAAAACCCCUUCAGUUACUCACCUUCUUCCACCGCCAGGCUCCCUUACCUCUCCUCCCACGCCGUCAGCUCCCCCGCCUGACGUCAGCGGAGCAGAAUGCGCGGCAGUCCUGCGCGCAUAUUCAAAGUGUCCAUAGGAAAGCAUUUUUCAAUGUUUUCAUAUGGACGCUCUGCGUGAUGGAGGCAUUAAAUGCCUCCAGCGUCGCAGAUGCGCCUCUAGUGGCUGUCCGGAAGACAGCCACUGGAGGCUGGCUUAACCCCAAAUGUAAACAUAGCAGUUUCUCUGAAACUGCUAUGUUUACAUCAGGCAGGGUUAACCGUAGAGUGACCUGACACCCAGACCACUUUAUUGAGCUGACGUGGUCUUGGUGACUAUAGUGUCCGUUUAAUUUGUGCACAUUUAUUUUUUUCAUAAGAUUGUGUUCCAUAAUGUACAUAUUUUUAAUGUCUUUGUUAGCAAACAUGAAAACAGUUUUUGAGCUUUUCAAUGGUUGUUGAUCUUUUAUGAUACGCCUGCUCUUGAGUUACAUUCAUGCUAUGGUCCUUUUGUGCCUACAUUCUGGACACUCAUGACAGGUUUGAAUUAAUACUGGUAUACUAUUUACAUUUUGGUUAUUCAGUGCUUAGAGCCCAGGGGAAUGUUCUUGACCUGUUGUAAAAAAGGAAUUGUGUAGAAAAGCCCCUUUUUCAUUUUUUUUUAUUUUUAUUUCUUUACUGAAUAACCCGUAUUGUGUAUGAGUAAUGUGUACAUUUUCAUGUAUGUAGAGUGAAUUUCAAAUUUUAAACCAAAUUAGCCAAAAUGAACGUGUAAUUAACAAAAAAACUGUGAGUUCUAUAUACUUUUAGGCUCCUGGUGUGCUGGUCUCACCUCAUCUGAUUGAUGUUAUUACUGAUCAUGUCAUCCAAUGCUUCUGCAAAGGGAACAAUUGGGGAGCUAAUGCGCAUGCACUCAUCAUAGCGACGCAUUGCAGGAUUGCACGAGAAGUGGCCUUGGGGACGAAUGUUGACAUCGCUACAUUAAGCUCUGGUGCUUAGAGUGUCCCUUAUUUAAAUAAUUCACCAUUCAGUAUAAAAUUCAUAGAGCAUUUGAACUGAUGAGGUAUUAAAAUGCCCAAAUAAAUUGACAGCAUCAACUACUAACAUUGCAAACUACACUGGGCUUAUUCCUACGUUUUAACAACAUUUGGGUUAUCUGAAUAAAGAAUGUAUAUAAUAGUGUAGAUUGAUCUGAUUUUAAUUUGGAAAUUAACGCUAGUGUGUCUUUUGGUUUGAGGUUUUUUCUAUAUAUUUAUCCCCGUAAGCACUUCUGUUACAUACUGGUAAUUGUUAACCAGGAGGCAAAAGUAUAUAUAAACUCAGUUUAUCUUUGCACCAAAUGUGGUAAGUGCAUAUUCUUUAUGCAAAUAUUUUUUAUCAUAAUUCCAUUAUUCCUUGUGUCUGAAAAAAACACUUGUUUUUUCUCAACUGAAGUAUGUCCAAUAAGUUUGUUUGAAGUCAAAUAGAAGUCAUAGGAAAUUUAAGCUGCUAAGCGUUAAACAGAGCCUUUAAUAAGGGGCCUUUUUUAUAUGGCAGCUGUUACAUCACAAUACAAUUCUGUUAAACAUUUAAUAGCUAAAAGUAAUAGCUACUUUUAUGUGCUGCAUUGAUUAAAAACUCGGAAAUAUCACUUCCCCACGAUCAAUGGGAAUACCAUUUUAAUAAGUAUGCAUUGUGUGUAAUCUCCAGUAAAUUAAUUAGAAAUGGCUUUAAAAAAAAAAAAAAAAAAAACAGGAAUUCCAGAAUGUAACAAAAACAUGUUUAAUAAAACCACAGAAUUUAAUUUCCAAUGCUAUAAAUAUUUUGAUUAAGUAGCGUUAUAGCUACAUUUAUAAUACGGUGUCAUGUUCUAUUACAAAUAUACACAUUGCAAUGCUGUAUCACCUUAAUCAAUUUGUUUAUGCAAUCGUUAACAGGCUAAGAGCAAUUUAAUAAUUUAACAGGUAUCUUGUUCAUUUGCAUUUAAAGAACAAAACCAUAGAUCCCAAUCAGGAGAAAGAACACUUUCUAAAAAUUCAGAUUAUUGUCUAUAAGAAAAUUAGGUAUAUAAACUUUGGCUUCUCAAUUCCCAUCAAAGAUUUGUUUUCCUUUGCACAGAUAAUGAUAGUGAUGUUGGCAUGUGAAAAGUAACCUAACUUGUUACCCUGUUCCACAUACACCUUACAAUACUACCCAAAGUGUUUCCCAUGUACUUUCCAUAAGAUCACAUAAUAAGCAGGGAGAUGGGUUGUGAGAUAAGACACCACAACACUUGAAGUCAAACAGUGCCUGUAAUAGUGGUCUUUAAAAGGUCAACAAGACAGAGUUAUUUACUAGAGUUAGAACUGCCAGGAAUUCAACGUAAAUUUCAAAUUUAAGUGCUAAAUGGAAACAUUGUUGGCUUGGUGAAUUUAUUCAUUUCAGCUAUUAUGAAACUGAAAUUCACUUUGCCAUUUUAGUGAAUAAUUAUGAUUGCGUUACUAACAGUGUUAUUCAUAGAUGUGUGAAUUGUGAGAAUGCAAGAGAAUUUAAAAGUUUAGGCCCGGGUGGUUGAAAUGGAAAAAAAUUCUGUUAAGCUAUUUUGUAAAUAUUUGCAACAUUACAAGAACAGUAAUGUGACCCAAAUGGGUGAAAAAAAGCCAGAUAUAUCACUUUUCAGUGCUAAUAUGGUACUUCAAAAAUUUUAGUUCCUGGCUACCAAGUUGCGUAAUGUUGCCCAGUCAUAUUGAUCACAUUUAUUCUAAAUUCUACUUUAAAGGCAAAAUGCUGUUUCUCUGGUGUACAAGUACCGUCAUACUUCAUAUUCAACCAAAUCAUUAGUGACAGCAUUGCAUAACAUUUUAACAGAUUAUUUGUACAAGAGCAGAAAGAGUUUAACAUUAAUACACUGGUAAUAAAACCGUCAACGCAUCCCUACCUUUAUAAUAAGGAGAGAAAAACCAUUUGUAUACAGUUUGCAGAACUCCAGUUAUUUAAAAUUACUUCUAUUAAAGAUAGAUGGGAAUGGAUAAAUCCGGUUGCAUCAUUUACUCUUGCCUGCAAAUUACAAGCAAAUAACCACAUUGUUUUGUUUUUAAACCAUUAUGCAAAAAUGACCAUUAUCUAGUAUAUUUCACAUUCAAAAGGCAAUUUUGUAACAAUUAUUUUAAACACCGCAUCUGCUGCUUAAAGCAGGGCUGUCCAACCUGCGGCCCCCCAUAUGUUCCUGAACUACAGCUCCCAUGAUUCCCUGGCUGUUUCAUUAAAAGAAUCAUGGGAGUUGUAGUUCAGCAACAUCUGGAGGGCCGCAGGUUGGACAGGCCUGCUAUAAAGGAAUACGAUAACUCUGAUGACUAAUACGACUGAAAACAACAAUUAGUUAUGGUACCAUCCAGAACGGGGACUGAGACGACUGCCAAGUGAUCCAGGUGAGAUAUUCUAAAGUUGUAAUUUCCUGACACAGAUAUAAUUGAAGGCCAGAUCUGCCUAGCAAAAGCCUCCAAGACAACUGAGCAUUGGAUCUUUUGUUUCUGGAAGCCAUAUGGCAACAAAUGUGUAGGACUCUUUCGGUUUACCUAAAGCACCCCUCAUUUGACGUAGAGGGAAACAAGUAAAGUGUCCUUCAUGACAUCUCAGGGUUGCAUCUGAGAUUUCUUUUCCUGCAACUAGAGAUGAUCUCACAUCUGUCAACAUUGCUCUUCAUUUAGCAAGGAGCUUGCAGUAGUGUUGGGCAGACUCACACUUAUUAAAAAGGUGAUAGAACUCUGUGUCCAUACUAUGGAGGUCAGGCCGAGAUGGGAAGAAAAGACAUGGUAAGACGGAUGCGGAAAAAAUGUCAGCAGACUUUUUGCUGCUGUGUUCCAACAUAAACAGUCCAAAACUAUUUUUCUAGGACUCUUGAUUAACAAAGCACCUAAGGUCUCGCCCUCAGUAACUAGUGAUGCAAAUUUCAGAAUGUAUAAGACAAGACCAAUUUCUUGUCUGCACUGAGAGGCGAACACCGGCUAUAAUUUCCAAAAACGUAAACUCACUCUCUUUCCUGUCUUGUCCAAUAGUAAGAAUGUCUUGCAGAGAACUCCUUUCCCUCUUACACAAUUGCUUUUGUCUCAACAUGAUGGUAAAGUGGUAAAUGUUAGGACAACAAAUUCCCUCAAACCCCCAAAUGAAUUCUACAAUCACUACAAAGGAUUUCCCUUUAAUUAACAAAUCCAGCAGUGCAUAGGUCAUCUAGUAUAGGUAGCAGCUCACUUUGAUAUAAGUAAAAGCCACACUUACUUUACUAGCCAAUACAAUAGCUGUACAGUUGUAAUGGCUUCCAGUUCUUAAUUAAAGUGAUAAUAUGACGUGUGUAGUAUAAAUACAUUACUUUUGUAUAACAGAGGGUAAAAUUAAAAAUGUUAUGAUGCAGAGUCAAGAGUGAAAUCUAAAGUGGAUGCAUGAGCCUUUCAAAAAUAUUUAAGAAAUUAAACAAAAAAUGCUCUUUGCUUUGUGAUGCCCACUUUUUAUUUUUAUUUUUUUACUUUUUUUAAGGUGGGAUGCUUACGUAAAAAGCACCUUGCACGUCACUGCAGCUCUGCAAUAUAUAUUUUCAAGAAACAUACUCCCUUAAAGUUGAGGUCUGGCCACCCUCCUCUGGCUGAAAACGGUAGGGUUUUUUAUUUUUUAAUCAAGCAGUUAAGCUUUUUUUUAGUGCACUUACUCUUCAGUUCUAUUUAUUAUGGCUGUAUAAAUCAAUUUUCAUGUGAGCUCAUUUUACUCCAGCUCCAUCAUUAUGAUUGUGUUCAUUAGAGCAGACUGUUGUGUGGGAAACAGAUACAUACAUUGUAAUGAGGGGGUAGAGAUUGACAGUCAGCUGUAUGUCAAUGGAAUAGUUAUGUGUGCUUGUGUGCUUAAGAAGGGAUUCUAAAGGCACAAUAAUGUCCUUUAUUGGUAUCAGGUAGGCAAUAUGGCCUUAGACAACAAUAAAGUUUGAUUCUUUCCUAGAGCACAUGACCAGAUCUAAUUUGGAAUACCAGUUAAGACUGCCUAUCUCCUCCCAUUUCCCUGGCCAAUGCAAUGAUCCUUCCCCUGUCACCAUGAUUUCUGAGAAGGUUACUGAAGAUUGGAUGUAGGAGGAGCAUCUAGCAGGAGCUAGAUGCUUUAUAACAUUCCUGCAGUACGAUUUAUUAAUUAACCAAUAUAACAUUUCAGCGGAUCCACCUAUUUCAUAAGUAUGAAUAGUGGAGAUUCCAAAAGUCAGUUUUGUUUUCUAUUUGGUAAUAGUAUAUUUUCUUCUUCUAACAACGUAAUAGGAUCACUGGAUGACUUUUUGAACAAACUCCACUUUAAAAAAAACAACAAAACUUUAAAUUCCUUAAUACCGUGCCAUCUGUAUCCUAAAUAACUAAAAGACAGCAUUUAAUGUAAUUCAACUGAGUGUAUUUAUUAUCUUACUCCACAAAAAAAACAUUUGAGCUUUCUACUAUAUGGCAGAUGCAUACCUUCUCUGUAAAUUAUACAGUGGACACAUUGUUUUGGUUCUCCAUAAUAUGUCUAGUUUCAAAAAAGUGCAGAGGAUAACAACGAUUAUUUGUGCGCAGAACCAAGAUGGAAUUCUAGGGCAGAUCUAAAUACAGUAGUUUGGAUUUCUACAUUUAAUUUAACUUUUUAGCCCUGACAAAAUACAAAUUUGUUAAACAUAUGUGAUAGGAAACACAUUAAAAAUCCUGGAAAGUGACACUUCCACUUUAAGGGAUGAACCUGUGUAUGCGGUACUUUUUAAGAACAAAAUAUAUCAGAGAUCCAGCAGGAGCAGUUUAUCAAAAAAUAUUUAGUUUUUUUGUACCAUCAAAAUAUACAAAUAUGGAACUUAAAAUGAAUAAGCUGUGAAGAAACACAAAAUUAUUCACAACUAAAAUGUACUUGGUCAUUUACAUAAUAUCUGGAAAUAAAUGAACAAAAAAAAACUGAAAAGAAUAUGUAAGGUUGGUUUUAAUGAAAGUCAACACUAUCGGCCAAUUAGGUGCUGAUGGAAAACCACUAUUAGAUGAAAAUUAUCAUCAGUGGUUAUUUCUCCCAAGAAUAAUACCACCAUGAAAUAAAAGACUUUUUGGUUUUAUAAUUUAACAGAGAAUUGAAAAUUGCAGACCAAUGUAACUAAAUUGGAAAAUGUAUCCACCUUGUUUAUUUUGGUCCAAAAUUCAGCAAUUCCCUUUCAAUUCUCUGCAGUUUGUAGUUUAGUAUAUAAACUUAAAAGGGGGAAGUGUGAGCACCUUCCCUAUGAAGAAUACUUUUAAUUUAGAAUUUAGAAACUCUUCACUUGCGAUACCAUUUAAGAAUUAUACAGAGCAAAGGAACAUUAUUGCGGAAACAGUACAUUGAGCAGAGAAAAGAGAAAGGUAGAAAAGAAGGAAGGAAGGAAGACACUCCAUUGGUUUUGAAAAUUAAAAAUUACAGUGCAUUGACAAAACCAAAAUCCAAACAGAUAUAUCACUACAGUAGUAUUUAGGUCAUAUUAAAAAAAUAACUGUAUGAAGUGUUUGACAUUGUUUGGAAAGCCACCAAAAUAGAGCGAUAACAGUCAUUUGGAUUCAACAUCACGUAGCACCUUGCAAGGUGCAUAGAACAUUAAAUUAUAGGAAACCGCAAAAUAAAAUGAGCCGAGUGCAAGGGGUAAAACUACAACUGUCCGAACAGUGGCCAUACCCUGUGCAAAAAAAAAUAAAAAAUCUACAAAUGGUGGUGAUCGUAAAACACAUGAUGUACAAAAUAAAUAUGGUCAAGGAAAGUUGCGUGUGCUUAUAAGCCAUGACUCUUGAAGAAUAAAAAAUACCCACCCAUUUUCUGUAACAAGCCUAUCGAGCGAAAGAGAACUAUACCAUAUAUUAAUUAUGGAUGCCUAUGUGUACAAAUAUACACACAAAGGUGUAAUUAAUAUAUAUAUAUAUAUAUAUAUAUAUAUAUAUAUAUAUUAAAAAUUCACUACAUAAGUAAGCGGUUUGGCUAUGCGAAAGACUCAAACCUACAUUUUGGUGGAGAAAAAAAUACUUAUAACAAAAAAAAGAGUAAUGCUUGAUCUAUAACCAGCCUUAUCAUUAAGGAGUUAAUUUCUCCAUAGAAUUGUCCACUUUCACCCAUAUUGAAGGCACCCUUUUGGAAGCUCCUUGUGUUUUCACUCCAAGUAGAGUUUCUUAGAAGACGCAGGGCAUUUAUCAAUCCCCACAACGGUUUUCUGGAUGCUCAGCUUUUAAAGGGUUCUUCAUAGUUGCUUCUUAAGUAUGAAAUUAAGAAUGCAAUAUGCGUCAUACAUCAAGAAAUAAAGAAGAUGAUGCAGUGUUGUGCUUUUGGAAACCCUCCUGGUGUCUUUCCACCUUCUUUAUGACUUCAGACACUAUCCACACAGAAGAUGUCAGUCCUAUUAAGAACAGCAGAUCU